GCCCCGCCGUGAGCGGGCCGCUAUUUCCUGUGGAAGGAGUCUCCUUCGCCUUCCCCUUUGGCUUUUGCGUCGCCUGUGCGGGAUCCCAGACGUGGCCCCUGUGGUGGCCCUGUCGCCUGUCGUGACCCUGUCGCCUGUCGUGACCCUGUCGCCAGGCCGGCCCCCAGCCCGGCGGGUUGGACCCUGACAAGCAGAGUGGGAAUAAACAGGGGCUGGGCGAUGGCAGAAGGGAGCGAGGUUUGUGGAAGUGAAGCCGAGAACUGAACUUUAACCCGAGCGUUGUCUCUGUGGGUGUUUUCCACACGGGAUUUCCCCUGUCGGGAGGCUGAGUGCCCGUGCCAGGGAUACGGGUGCCUAAGGAACAGCCCGAGCUCCUGGAGACAACCCGAGCGUCACCAGCAGCCUCUGCUCACCUUAAAGUCUCUGUCUCUCUCUGUAGGUGCUGAGCCAGGAUGGGUUUGGCCGAAGAAAAAGUGUACAGCCACAUUAUGAGGAACCUCAGGCAUUUCGGGACUAUCCAUGUGGGGUCGCUGGCUGAUUCCCUGACCUGCCUCGUCGAUUCUGACCGAGAUGAACUCCACGCCCGGGAGGAGAUGCGGGGCAGCCAGGCCACCGUCUUUAAGUUUUAUCAGCUCCUGAGGUGCCGGAAGGACUGGGUGCUGGAUCUCAUCCAAGCCUUACGCCACAACAACGCAGGACACCUGGCUGACGAGGUGCAGGAGGUGUAUGACACCUGGAAACCCCGUACGUAGUCCCUCAGCUCCCGCCCCGCCUCCUCCCUUCCCACCAAUGCCUGUCCCGCCACCUCCUCCGUCAGUGCCCCGACACCGUCCCUGCGGCCGAAUUCUGCUCCAGGAGCCCCACUGGCUGAGCAGCCUCGCCGGGACCUGCCCGCUGGUGACCAUCCACCCAUCCCACCCAGCGAUGCCACCACCAUGAGCGCCCAUCUGGAGGCCAGAAUCCCGGUGCAGGAAUCGCUCCCCAAAAAACUCCCGGAGCAAGAGAGUGUCCAGCCAACUCCACCUGGGAGCACAUUCUGUGACGGAGUGAGCGGAGAGGGACCCCUCUCCCACCCCGGUGAUACCAUGCAGGGGUCAGUGGGGACCCCCGGGCUGGCCAGUGUGUCCGUGCCAUCGGCCGUGCCCCCGGAGCAGGGCCGGGACUGGCUGAGCCGCCGGCCGGUGUGUGUGGACAACGGGUGUUUUGGGAAUGCCAACCACCUGCACCGCGGGGCGCCGGGCCUGGCGCUGGGCAGGGCUCUUCCAGCCAGGGAGCCCGGUGCCACUCACAGCCCCGAGCGGCCCCGCAACGAGCCCGAAGAGCACUCGGACGCGUCCACGGAAUUUCCCCCGAGGCUGGAGGAGGCCGCUCGUGGUGUGGGGCAGCAGCCCCCAAACUCACUGCCAGAAAAGCAGCCUGUGCCGAGCUCUGAGCCCCCGAGCAGCUUGGUGGAUGUGCGCAGCCCCCUCCUCAUACAGGAGCAGUUUGACGCAGAGAAGAAGCGGGUCCAGAUGCUGCAAGAGCACGGAGGGCGUGGAGACACUUCCACAGGAACAACCACCCUGGUCGCUACCCCUGUGCCCAGAGGCACUUCCCCAUCCUAUGACACCUCUGUGAAAUCUGUACCAGAGAAGAAACCGCCUGUUGGGAGCAGAGCUGGCAGCACCUACUCCAUGCCGACGGAGAAAGUGUUCCCAGCCUCGGCAGAGCCUCUCCUUGGCACAGCUGUGGUGGGAAGCUCCGAAGGCACGGCUGGGAGAUCGGCCUCCCGGGUGAGCUCUGACACGAGCACCUGGGCAUCCUGCAGCGAUGCAGAGGAGGGUGUGGAGCUCAGCAAGCCGGGCGUCCUUGUCUCCGAGGCUCCGGGGGACACAGAGGUGCCCGGCAGAUGCCCGGGCUCUCACGGGCCCAGCAACCCCAAUUCUGCAGCCUCCGACAGCCUCGGCCUCAGCAGCGACCCAAUCCUGGUGAGCAGCGAUAGCUCGACAGGAGCAUUCUCCAGAGGCUCCUCGGCUCCCGCAGCUUGUGCAGACCCUGGGGGACAGGAAGCAGAUGGAGCGAGCAGAGACUCCCGUCCGACUCCGAGCUGGGACAGCACCUCCGUGGGCAUCCAUGAGGUCUGUGUGGAUCACUACCCCAGCGUCCAGCUCGGAGCUGGCAAUGAUGGAGUCGGUCCCCUUGGAAGCUCUCCGGAUUUCGACUCCAGUGCUGGCUGUGGCGCUGCCACCAGCUCGUCUCAGGCCAAGGUCCCCACAGGGGACAGCAACGGCCCGUCCCUGCCGUACAUCCUCCCUGCCGUGGGCAUCGCCGUCAUCUCUGCCGUGGCAUUCCUGGUGUACGCUCGGCUCCAGAAAUAGCAGCUGGGAUGUCACGCAGCCGGGACGAUUCCUCUGGCAACAGGAUUCUGGCCAACGUGUUUGAAGCCUGAAGAGCAGCGGGGGGACGGGAGGGGUGUGGUUAAAUCUCUUUCUGGAAGGUUCUGCUGGAAGAGGCCUUGGUACGGGAUGCUGUUGGGUUUGGAUCUGUUCCAUCCAAUUUCCCAACCAUCUUCUUUUUACACCCACGGAGAGGGUCUCUCUCCAGGGCAGUGCCUUGAGUCAGAAAAGUCCUCGUGGCGAUUCUCCACGUCUUCCUUGUUUGGUCCCAGGAGGCCCCAGGGAAACAUGCACUGGUGAUCCAAAGGGUGACCCCCUGGGUGCCUUUGGGCAGCAAAGCCAGGAGAGAAUUUGCAGGUAUCCUGUAACAGCAGAGCUGGUUUUCUUGGCUCUGCUCCUCUUGGCUUGAAAACAUGCCCGAGGAUUGGUGCAGGAGCCUUCACCAGGCGUCUCAUGUUCAGUUUGCCUUACUUGAUAUCUCUGGCACUGCCAGACACCUUUGAGGGGCUCUGCAGCUCCUUCUGGGGUCGCUCCAUGCAGCACCAACCCUGGGGAUAAACAGGAGGGUCAGGAGGGAGUUGCAUCUAACCAGUGUUCCUGAGGAUUGGCCUCAUUUCACCCCCUCCCGGCAGGAAAACGGGAUUCUGCUUUAAGGGGAAUGUUUCAGGCAAUGCCAGCAUUAAGCAGACUUGGUCCUACUCAGGGUUGUAGGGUGUCUCUGAUCUUUAGGCUGGAUUUUGGGGGUGUGGCUGGAGGGGUGGAUGGAGUUCUCAUCAUUCCUGAUACCUGCUGCUGUGGUAUAGGAAUACAGGAAGCUUGUGCCCUGUGCCCAGGCUGGGACACAAACAGGAUCCACUGCACACUGCAGGGGUGCCAUACAGAGGUCUGAGAUGCUCUGGGCCCAGGGAGACAUUCCAGCACCUUCCAGUGCCUAAAGGGGCUCCAGGAGAGCUGGAGAGGGACUUUGGGCAAGGGCCUGGAGGGACAGGACAAGGGAGAAUGGCUUUCCACUUGCAGAGGGCAGGGUUAGGUGGGAUAUUGGGAAGAAAUUCUUGGUUUUGAUGGUGGUGAGGCACUGGCUGGCACAGGUUGCCCAGAGAAUCUGUGGCUGCCCCUGGAUCCUUGGAAGUGUUCAUGUCCAUGUUGGACAGAGCUUGGAGAAACCUGGAGCAACACUUCUAAUCCAAGCUAUUGCUUCUUCCCUGCUUUCCUGUGUUACAGAAUCACAGAAUGGUUUCGGUUGGAAGGAACCUUAAAGACCAUCUUGUUCUACCCCCUGCCAUGGGCAGGGACACCUUCCACUAGCCCAGGUUGCUCCAAGCCCUGUCCAACCUGGAUACUUCCAGGGAUAGGGCAGCCUCUCUGGGCAACCUGUGCCAGGGCCUCCCCACCCUCACAGGGAAGAAUUCCUUCCCAAUAUCCCAUCUAUCCUUGCCCUCUGGCAGUGGGAAGCCAUUCCCUGUGUGCUGUCCCUCCAGGCCUUGUCCCCAGUCCCUCUCCAGCUCUCCUGGAGCCCCUUUAGGCCCUGCCAGGGGCUCUCAGGUCUCCCUGGAGCCUUCUCUUCUCCAGGGGAACCCCCCCAGCUCUCCCAGCCUGGCUCCAGAGCAGAGGGGCUCCAGCCCUGGCAGCAUCUCUGGGGCCUCCUCUGGACUCUCUGCAGCAGCUCCACGUCCUUGUGCUGUUGUUCCCAGGGCUGGGGCAGCUCUGCAGGGGGGUCUCCCCUGAGGAGGGCAGAGGGGCAGAAUCCCUUCCCUCAAACCCACGUGUCCAGUAACUUACUUGUCCUGAAUUCCUGCUGUCAGCACAGCUUUCCAAAAUCCAUCGUUCCUGCUGGCUUGGAGCAGGAGGGAGGUCAUCUCCCUGGAGCCUGGCUGCCAACUGCAGCCUUUGUGCCCAGAGCUGGGCCUGCGUAGGGAAGGGUCCAUCAGCUGUGUGAUGGAAUGGCUGCUCCUCCCUCCUAACACUUCCCCUGCACCCAAAAAUCCAAGAAGUGCCUCCAAUAAUCCACUAAGGACAGUAAAUACAUGCAGGGAGGUGCUGAUUCCGGUGUGAUGGGGCUGCUCUCCCAGGAGAGCUCGAGAUGUUCUUUCCUUGCUCAGCGCCUGGUGACGUAUCCGUGAGAGGAGGGAGCAGUCCUUAUAAAAGCUCCCGUCUGCCAGGAGUGGGAAUGUGGGGGCUGAUCUUCCUGUUUAAGAUAACAGGGUUAUCAUUCCCUAAAAAGAGGGGACAUCCAUGAGAUCCCAACCAGCAGCAUCCAUACCAAGGCCGUCUUCUCUGAUGCUUUACUCACCUGCAAAAUUCUUCCCGAGUUUUUCCCUACUUUAUAGCAGCAGCUUUUCAGCUUUGCCUUUUGAUGUCGAAUUUCCCCUGUGAAACAGCCGGUCCGUCACCACCUCGGGCCAGGGAGGAGCACACGUUCGGAUUUCUCUGUGGAGUGCUGGGGUUUUCACAGUCAUUACGUAGCACUUUAAAGCCCCACGGGGCAGGAGAUGGAGCAGGAGGGAGCUGUGUCCCUGCUCAUCUUUUACUAACAGGACGAAAAGCCUUUUACUAACUGUAAUAAAUUGGUUUGAUGCUUGA
This is a messenger RNA of Myiozetetes cayanensis, 4955 nucleotides long. RefSeq names its product mitochondrial antiviral signaling protein (gene MAVS). NCBI's taxonomy places the organism in Eukaryota, Metazoa, Chordata, Aves, Passeriformes, Tyrannidae. The record is from RefSeq and is a predicted model, not a curated record. The transcript has 6 exons.